AUGGUCAGAAUCAAUAGGCCUAACGUUAUCGCAUUUACCUCGGUUACUAUGCUGGGGGCACCGCCCUCAGACGGUGAUGGACACAAUGGCCAAAUUGAUCCCACCGUUGAUCUUGAGAUCAACGGAGGGGAUCACGUGGCCGUAAAGGCACUACAACCUUUUGCGGUUGCCAAUGCCUUGGUUGUGAUGCUACUAACGUCAUCAAGGUCAGACGCCAUAGACGUUGGCAUCGCACGAAACCCUGCACCAUCACGUGCCCCCAACUUAGUUGGCACCGUACAAGCACGGCCCGUGUGA
Spirodela intermedia is the source of this 297-nucleotide messenger RNA. The record is from the annotation of a GenBank genome assembly. NCBI's taxonomy places the organism in Eukaryota, Viridiplantae, Streptophyta, Magnoliopsida, Alismatales, Araceae.